AUGAAUCACAGGCGCUUCUCUUCCACUCCUGCCACUGUGGAAGAUAAGAUGAACGCCGCUGAAUCCAAAGGGAAGCACAGCCCCUCCUCCACCUCCCUUGCAAGAGCCCUCGCUUGUCUUCCGGAAGACGAGUCCCCGACAGAGAAGGAGUUGACCCGGAUGGAAGUCAAAAGGUCCCUCGAGAACCGGAUCAAGAAGCGGGUGAAGGACCAGUUCUCCAGAGGGAAAUUCCACAAUCUCAUGGAUGCAGUGAUCGUCAACGGGGACACCCUCCGGGAUGCGUACGACAUCAUCAGGCUGGACUCGAACGUUGACCUCUCAUCUUCAGGGGACGACAGCCUCUGCUUCCUCUCCAUCGCCGGCGAGCUCGCCGCCGGCGGCGGCUUCGACGUGAGGGUCAACACCACGUCAAUCCUCGCGAAGAACGGCGGCGGGCGGCUGGUUCUCCCCAACCUGAAGCUGAGGAUUAUCCAGGAGGCUGUGAGAGUCGCUCUGGAAGUUGUCUACCGCCCUCACUUCUCCAAGCUCUCCCAUGGCGGUCGGAGCGGGAGAGGACACAGGUCCGCCCUGAGGUACGUCUCUCGGGAGGUCGGCGGCGACAUAGACUGGUGGUUCACGCUUCCCAUGAAUGCACUGGCCGACAUUAAUAUCGUCUCCAAGCUGAUCUCCAUGAUGGAGGAGAAGAUCGAAGAUGCCCACCUGUUCUUCUUCAUCCGCGAGCUGUUCCAGGCGGAGGUCCUCAAUCUGAGUUUCGGGGGGUUCCCAAAAGGCCAUGGCCUCCCUCAGGAGGGGGCUCUCUCUCCUAUCCUGAUGAACAUCUACCUCGACGCGCUGGACCAGGAGCUGCUUAGAAUCUCCAUGAGGUACGAAUGCCUCGGUGAUGAUCCCUCUUCUGGUCCGCAGGACGGGCGGCGCUCCAAGCUUCGAACUUGGCUCCGGCGGCGCAUCACCGGCGGCAGCGGUGACGGAGGGGAGGAGACGGCGGCGAGGUUUCAUGCCUGCAGGUUCAUGGACGAGGUGUUCAUCGCCAUCCGAGGCACCAGAGAUUCAGCAUGCAGCCUCAGGGACGAGAUCCUGGAGUUCCUGAGGAGCUCCCUGUUCAUCGAACCUGGCCACCUCGUGGAGGUUCUGUCAGUGGAAGCCUGCCCACAAGGUCUGCAAUUUCUCGGCAUGGCCCUCCGCGUCGUCACCGGCGGCGGUGGCGGCGGCGGCAGCGGCGGUGGUGGACCUGAGAGAACCAGAGCUGUUCAUAAGCUCAGGGACAAGGUCCGAUCCUUCGCCUACCACAAGAAGGAUUCUUGGGAGGCCCUCACAGCUCGGCUGGGGAAGAAGUGUCUGGCCCACGGCCUGAAGAAGCUCAAGGAGUCGGAGAUUCGACCGUUGCGGCGGAGCACCCCGGUUUUGGACCAGAUCUCCCGCUUCCGCAAGGAGGGAAUGAAGACUGACCACUGGUUCAAGACCCUUCUGAAGGUAUGGCUGCAGGAUGUUGGCGGCGCCGCGGAGGCCGACGAAGAAGCCGUCUUGCGCAAGCUCUUCGCCGAGCAGGCCCUGCCGGAGGACCUCCGAGAGGCUUUCCUCAGCUUCCAGUUGCAGGUGGAAGGGUACCUCCUCGCGGAGAACGUCUCAACGCAGGAGCUGCUCUCGGAGAUGAGGAAGGAAUAUGGUGGUGGCGGCGCCGCCGGCGAUAGGAGCAAGAUGGUGGUGGCGGUGGAGGCGCCGAUGAGGUUCAUCGAGCGGCGGCUCCUCCGCUACGGCCUGGUGGACCGACGAGGAAACCCGAGGUGCGUGCACGAGCUCGUACUGCAGGACGACGCCCUGAUCGUGAGCUGGUUCGCCGGGCUGGCGCGGCGGUGGCUUCGGUGGUUCGCCGACGCCGCCAACUUCCGGCAGGUCGAGGCGACGGUGGCCGGCCGCCUCCGCCGGUCCUGCGUCCGCACCCUCGCCGUGAAACACCGGAUGGCGGAGAACGUGGCGGAGAGGAGGUUUGCAGAGGAGCUGACAGCGACCCCUCUUGCCGGGGGAGAUUCCAGCUCCGGCGACCUUCUCGCCGGAGGAGAUUCCGGUUCAGGCGAUCUGCUCACCGGAGAAGACGAGGCGUUGACCUACGGCGUGGCCUACGGCGGGCUCUGCGCGCUGACUCUAGAGAGGGUGGCGGUGCCGUGCCGGCGGCUGCGGUGCUCCGUCGUGGGGUGCUCGGAGGGGUCCCCGGCGAUCUACGCCCUGCGGGUGAAGGAGAGGCAGAGCUUCCCGGGGUGGAAGACGGGGUUCUCGCCGGCGAUCUUCUUAGGGCUGACGGGGAGGAGGGUCGCCCUCUGCAGACGCCAUGUGGAGGAUAUCUACUUGGGCCUCAUAUCCCUUCGGGCCGUUGACUUCGGGUCCCUAAAUUGA
Messenger RNA from Spirodela intermedia, 2388 nucleotides. Lineage: Eukaryota; Viridiplantae; Streptophyta; Magnoliopsida; Alismatales; Araceae. The record is from the annotation of a GenBank genome assembly.